Molecule: messenger RNA, 3021 nt
Organism: Adineta steineri
Lineage: Eukaryota; Metazoa; Rotifera; Eurotatoria; Adinetida; Adinetidae
Source: the annotation of a GenBank genome assembly
AUGUCACAACCCAUACAAGGUCGAGGUCGAGGUCGUGGUCGACUCAUUCAACAGCUCUCGUAUCUUACGACUAGUUCUAUCGGUACAUCAUUACCAUCAGGUAUUUCUUCAACCAACGAUGAUGAUCGAUCUGAAUCUGGAUUCUCAUCCGCUUCAAGUGAUUCGCAUUCUUCAGUAGUUGCUCCACUCAUUACUUCACUCGGUCGUGGUCGUGGUGGUGUACGUUUGAAACAAAAUACUGCACCAGCAGAUCCUCAUUGGACUGUGAACAACUUAACAAAAGAACAAUUCCACUCAAACUAUCGACCAGAAAAACCUCAUCGACUUGGAGAUCUUGGUGAACAAAUCAGAGUCAUUGCCAACUAUUUUCCCAUUCUAAAAUUUCCACAUAAGGGUCUUGUCUAUAAAUAUCAAAUUCAAAUUCGGAAUAAGAAUAACUUGGAAAUUCAUCGUGAUCGACGACGUUUACUCUACAACAUUUGGCUAAAAACAUAUUUCCAAAAAUAUCCACAAAUUGAUAAACAUAAAAUUGUGUUUGAUAAUCAAUCAAGACUACUCACAUUUGAUGAACCACUACCUGAUAUAUUUGAAGAUGGUGUUAGUGAAAUCGUCAGUGGUCCUAAUCGUUCUAAUAAACAAGAACAACACACAGUGAUAGUUCAAAGAGUCGGAAGACCAGUUGAUUUAUCUUUGCUUGGAAACUUAGAUGAAUUAUUCCAUCCAGAAGCUUUAUCAAAUGAUAAUAUUCAGGAUCUUAAAGAAGUGAGAAAUGUGUUAUCGAUAGUAUUACAUGAGCAUUGUUCAUCACAUGCAGCAUUUAUUUAUGAUCGAUCAUUUUUUUCACCAACAAUAGCAGGACAACAUGGAGAAUGGGAUCUUGGAUCAGGUAAAGCACUGUGGCGUGGAUUUUAUUCAUGUCUCGUUUUUGCCAAAGGAACUCAUCAUCUCCUUAUGAAUCUUGAUGUCAAGCAUACAGUCUUUAUGAAAAAACAACCAUUUAUUGAGUUUCUCUGUGAAAUCAUGUUACACAGUCCAUCUGGAAAAAGAAAAUAUGGUCGUCAACGAAAUAUCUCAAAAGCUGAUGGUGGAGAUGUUCUUAGUUUUCUUGAUAUCAAUAAUCCAGCCUAUCAACAUGAACUAGAUUUUCUUCUGAAAUAUUGUAAACAUCUUCGUGUUCGAUCACAAGAUGCAGCUAAACCUAUUAUUUAUGAGAUUCAAAAAAUUGCUUUGCCAGCAUCUAAACAAGAACUUAUAUGGAAAUCAAGCAAAAACCGAGUGAUUACAGUUCAGAAUUAUUAUAAAGAACAUUAUAAUGUAGAAUUACAAUAUCCAUCAUUACCUACAUUAGGGAUGCAUAAUGGAUCAUAUUUACCAAUGGAACUUGUUGAUGUUGAACCUGUUCGAAUGAAGAAAAUCACUGAUGAACAAAGAGCUCUUGUAUGUCGGAGUUCGACAAUGAAGCCAGACAUGCAUUACAAAUCAAUUGAAAAGAUUCGUGAAGAUCCUAAACAACAAUGUUUCGAACGAGAUCCAUUUGUUACUGCUUGGAAUCUUAAUAUAGAUGCUCGAAUGAUUGAGUUACCAGCACGUGUACUACCUAUGCCAGAGAUAGUUUAUACUGAUCAAUAUCGGGUUACUUCAAAAGGUGUUCGAGAUCUAGGUGUCUGGGAACACAAGUCAACAAAGUUCUAUAAACCAGCCGAUUUUCCAAGCGUUUGGGGACUGAUGAAUUUAUCAUCGAUCAGUAAACAAGAAUGUAUAGAUUUCUAUAAUGAACUAAGUUUUGUGGCAGAAGAUAAUGGUAUUCGAUGUUGUGUACCUGAAAUAUAUGAGGAAAUUGAUGCUACAAAAAAUGGGAUGGCUCAAAUCGAAGAUAUGUUGAGAGAUACAACAAGAAAAAAUCAUAACUGUAAAUUUUUUCUUGUGAUCUUGCCUAAUGAAAGCAUAAUGAGAACACAGAUUUAUGAUAGUCUGAAGAAACUGUGCGAAUUAGAAUUUGGCUUGGGAAUAAUCACUCAAAUGGUUCGGCAGAGUAACGUCGUUAUCGGCAUUAGAAAUAACAAAACUAAAUGGGAUUAUGCAAAACUGCGUAAUAUUUUAUUGAAAAUAAAUACAAAGUUAAAUGGAAUUAAUUCUGUUCUGAAUGUCAGUUCCACUAUCGAUCGAUUCUUUUCACGUGGUCAUCGCAUCAUGUAUGUUGGCGCUGAUCUUAGUCAUCCAGCACCAGGCACUGCUAAUCAAAUUUCAACUGUCGCUGUGGUUGCAUCAGCUGAUGAUAUACCUAAUCGAUAUUUUAAAGAAGUUUAUCAACAACACCGACCAUCACAAACACGUGGAGAAAGUCGAGAAUAUAUUGUUGACAUGAAACAAAUUAUGAAAUCUCUAAUUAGUCAAUAUGAAAAACUACGAGGUUAUCCACCAACAGCAAUUGUUUUCUUUCGAGAUGGCAUAUCUGAAGGUGAAUUUGAUUCUGUCUUCGAAAAAGAACUUACAUCAAUACGUGAAGCUUGUGUUACACUAUCACCAUGUUACAGACCAUACCUAACAUAUAUUGUUGUUAGCAAAAGACAUCAUACACGAUUCUUUCCAACUACAUCAGAAAAGAAUGUUUUAGCUGGUACUGUUGUUGAUUCUCAUGAUGUAACUCAUGCUCUUCAUUAUGAUUUCUAUUUGAAUAGUCAUCAUGGUGCACUUGGCACAAGUCGACCAACUCAUUAUCAUGUAUUAUAUGAUGAUAAUAAUCUAAAACCAAAUGAAGUUCAGAUGUUAACAUAUGCACUUUGUUAUACAUAUUCUCGAUGUACUCGUUCAGUUUCCAUCCCAACACCAGUGAAAUAUGCUGAUUUAUUAGCAACUCGUGCAGCUCUUUAUGUUAAGAGUGAUGAUCAAUCAGACACUGAAUCGGUUUCAUCAGGGCCGAGAAUUCCGACGAAUGAAGAUGUUGAUAUAAAUAAUUCGAUAAAAAGUGAACGUAUUGUUUUAAGUCAAAAACUACCACUCGAUUGUCCUUUCUUCUUGUAA